AGGCAAUCCACAUCGACGCCACUUUAGGAUUGACCAAUGCUGCUGCAGUACCAGCGGGCCGCGCACCGAGCGCUGACGGGCCGACGCCUCGCUCUUCGCCCGCGCCUCCAUGGCGCAUGGGCCCACGCCGCCGGCCUCGCGACCGACGCCAAGUCCAAGGAGCAAAAGCCGGUGACGUCCAAGGAGAUUGUCACGUCGCUCGCCGGGUACCUCUGGCCGGAGGGCAACGGCGCCGAGGCCCGCGCCGUCAAGGGCCGCGUCGCGCUCUCGCUUGGCCUGCUCGUGUCGGCCAAGCUUAUCAACAUCCAGGUGCCAUUCCUCUUCAAGGAGCUUGUCGACGUCAUGGGCACGACGACGCCCGAAGUCGCUGCGGCGCUGCCCGUGAGUCUCGUGCUCGGCUAUGGCCUCGGCCGCUUCUCGGCCAACGCCUUCCAGGAGCUGCGCAAUGCGAUCUUUGCCAAGGUUGCGCAAGGCACGAUCCGCCAAGUCGCACGCAACGUCUUUGAGCACCUCCACGGCCUCGACCUCAAGUUCCACCUCGACCGCCAGACAGGCGCCUUGUCGCGGACGAUCGACCGCGGGUCGCGCUCGAUCGACUUUGUGUUGCGCUCGAUGCUCUUCAACGUCGCGCCGACCGCGCUCGAGAUUGGUCUUGUGAGCAGCAUCAUGGCCUACCAGUUUGGCUGGGAGUACGCGGCCGUGACGCUCGGCACGCUCACGGCCUACACGGGCUUUACCGUCGGCGUGACGCAGUGGCGCACCGAGAUCCGCCGGCGCAUGAACAAGCUCGAGAACGAGGCGGGCGGCAAGGUCAUCGACUCGCUCAUGAACUACGAGACGGUCAAGUACUUCAACAACGAAAAGCACGAAGCCGACCGGUACGACGUCGUCUUGCGCAACUACCAGGAUGCGUCGCUCAAGACGCAGACAUCGCUCUCGUUCCUCAACGCCGGCCAGAACGCCAUCUUCUCGGCCGGUCUCACCGGUAUCAUGUACAUGGCGGCGCAAGGGAUCGUCGACGGCACGCUCACGGUCGGCGACCUCGUGCUCGUGAACGGCCUCCUCUUUCAGCUCUCGAUCCCGCUCAACUUUAUCGGCUCCGUGUACCGCGAAGUGCGCCAGGCCGUCAUCGACAUGGAGGCCAUGUUUGCCCUCCGCGCGGUCCAGCCCAAGAUCCUCCCGGGGGCGUCGACGUUCGAGAACCUCACAACCCCCAAGGAAAUCAUUUUUGAAAAUGUCCACUUUGCGUACCGCGAGGACCGGCCGAUUCUGAACGGCACGUCGUUUGGCGUCACGGCCGGCAAGACGACCGCGAUCGUCGGCUCGAGCGGCUCGGGCAAGUCGACGAUCCUCCGCCUCUUGUACCGCUUCUACGAUGUGCAGAGCGGGACCAUCCGCAUUGACGGCCACGACAUCCGCGAGAUGGACAUGGACGGGCUCCGGCGCGCGAUCGCAGUCGUGCCCCAGGACACGGUGCUCUUCAACGAGAGCAUUUACUACAACAUUCACUACGGCAACUUGAAGGCGACGAAAGAGCAAGUGAUCCAAGCGGCCAAGGUCGCGCAGAUUCACGACGCGAUCGAGCGCUUUCCCGAAGGCUACGAAACCAAGGUCGGCGAGCGCGGCUUGAAGCUCAGCGGCGGCGAGAAGCAGCGUGUUGCGAUCGCGCGGGCGAUGCUCAAGGACGCGCCGAUCUUGCUGUUUGACGAGGCCACGAGCGCGCUCGACUCGGAGACCGAGUUCGAGAUUGUGCGCGAGUUCAAGGCCAUUGGUCUCAACAAGACGACGGUCAUCAUUGCGCACCGCCUCUCGACGAUCCAAGACUCGGACGAGAUUCUCGUCAUGGACGCCGGCCGCGUUGUCGAGCGCGGGACCCACGUCGAGCUCCUCGCCAAGGAAGGCAAGUACUCGGAGAUGUGGCACCGCCAGCAGCAAGGCCACACGACGCUGUAAAGGUUGUAGAUAUUAACCAAUAUAGAGCUAUGUACACGUCAUAACGAGGCAACAUCAUCGAUCGUCGUAGUACGGCGAGCUCAAACUGCAAUCAGA
This is a messenger RNA of Saprolegnia diclina VS20, 2049 nucleotides long. RefSeq names its product ATP-binding cassette, subfamily B (MDR/TAP), member 7. Gene Ontology annotation, biological process: intracellular iron ion homeostasis; transmembrane transport. Gene Ontology annotation, molecular function: ATP binding; ABC-type transporter activity; ATP hydrolysis activity. Lineage: Eukaryota; Oomycota; Saprolegniomycetes; Saprolegniales; Saprolegniaceae. Gene Ontology annotation, cellular component: mitochondrial inner membrane. The transcript has a single exon. The coding region runs from base 37 to 1953 and encodes 638 amino acids. The record is from RefSeq and is a predicted model, not a curated record.